CCCCGAAAAGAAACAAAACGAGCAUCGAUGGACAACAGGUCACAUUAAAGGAAGCGUGAAAGAGACGGCGUGCUGGAGGUGCGAAAGAGAGGGUCAGACUCACAAGUCAAAUGUCAGAGGUUCGGCAUAGUCAAAUAAUUGAGCAAUUAAUUAAACCGGCGAAGAGAAAAAAAUUAUAGAAAAAUAGUAAGAAGCGGAGGAACCAAUAUUCGGGGUAUAAAAGGCCACAAAUCAUCUAGGGGAAGCAUCAUUAAGCCAACAACUGAAAACCACUCAACAUGCGUCUAUUUGUGACCCUUUGCACUCUGGUGGCUCUUAGCCAGGCCAAGCCCCAGGGCUACAACUAUGGAAGCGGAGUCUCCGGUUCCAGCGGUGGUUCCUCUGGCGGCUUCCUGACCGCUCCCAGCCACUCAUCGGUGGCAUCCUAUGGACCGCUGGGUGCCUUCCAGACCGCCAGCGUUGGCUCCUUGGUGGGCAGUUCCUCUGCCCCCCAGGCUGUCAGCCACUAUGGUGGUGGUAGUGGAGGCAGCUACUCCACUGGUGGUGGUCAUGGAGCCACCUACUCUUCUGGCGGACAAGGAGCCACCUACUCCACUGGUGGACAAGGAGCCACCUACUCCACUGGUGGACAAGGAGCCUCCUACUCGACUGGUGGACAAGGAGCCUCCUACUCGAAUGGCGGUGCCUCCAACUAUGGUGGCGGCAGCUCCUUCACCGGUUUCGGACCCUCGCCCAACAUUGGAUUCGGCGUUCUGGCCGGCUACCAGGCACCCACCUACCAGCAGCAGCAGGAGCAGGAGGUCCAGCGUGGCUUCCAGGAGCCCAUCAUCCACAAGCAGUUCUUCACCGUCGCCGCUCCCGAAGAGCAUGAGAAUCUGGAGCGUUCCAAGCAUCUGGUGAUUGGACGCCCGCAGAAGAACUACCGUGUGGUUUUCAUCAAGGCCCCAUCCUCGAGCAAUGCCAAUGUCAGGCUGUCCGCCGAAUAUGCUCCCAAGGAGGAGAAGACCGUCAUCUAUGUGCUCAGCAAGAAGGACAACCAGCUGGAGGUCAACGAUAUCGCCACGCCCGCACCCACGGUGCCCAGCAAGCCGGAGGUCUUCUUCAUCAAGUACAAGACCGAUGCGGAGGCUUCUCAUGCCCAGCAGCAGAUUCAGGCCGAAUACGACAGGAUCGAGGGAACCUCGGAGCACCAGGACGGCGGAGUGGCCCCCGCUCAGUCGGUGGUUGGCAUCUUGGAUGGUGGUGCUAUUGGUGCCGCCAGCACUGGCAGCUCUCAAUUCGUUUCCGGAGGCACUGGCUCCACCGGCGGCAGCUCCCACUACGUUUCCGGAGGCUCUGGCUCCACUGGUGGCGGUUACACCUCGACCUCGGGCGGCAGCACUGGUGGAAUCUCUGGCGGCAUCACCGGAGGAUCCAUCUCCGGCGGCACCAUCCUCAAGAACGCCCAGAGUGCCACCUAUCUGCCACCCAAUGGCAAAUAGAUGAUCACUCGCGUGGACGCAUAGCAAGAAUUUUACUGUACAGUGAUGCAAUAGUCAAUGGUUUUUUUUUUUUG
This is a messenger RNA of Drosophila suzukii, 1555 nucleotides long. RefSeq names its product Tweedlealpha (gene Twdlalpha). The record is from RefSeq and is a predicted model, not a curated record. NCBI's taxonomy places the organism in Eukaryota, Metazoa, Arthropoda, Insecta, Diptera, Drosophilidae.